Messenger RNA from Ostreobium quekettii, 602 nucleotides. Lineage: Eukaryota; Viridiplantae; Chlorophyta; Ulvophyceae; Bryopsidales; Ostreobiaceae. The record is from the annotation of a GenBank genome assembly.
AUGAAGCGCGCCCUGCUGGUGGGCUGCAACUACGGCGGCCUGCCGGAGGCCUACCACCUGCAGGGCUGCGCCAACGACGUGGCCACCUGGAAAGACGUCCUGGAGAGCGUCUACGGCUUCGACCCCGAGUGCGUGGAGGUCAUGGUGGACACGGACGCCGACGGGGUGCAGCCCACGGGGAAGAACAUCAAGGGCGCGCUGCGGCGGCUCGUGGCGGAGUCCAGGGCGGGGGAUGUGCUAUUCUUCCACUUCAGCGGCCACGGCACGCAGCUGGAGGACGACGAGGCGGACGAGGAGACGGACGCCAAGGACGAGGCGCUGUUCCCCUGCGACGGAAACGUGAUCGUGGACGACGACAUCCGGGAGAUCAUUGGACCGCUGGACCCGGGCUGCAAGUUCACCUUCUCGGCGGACACCUGCCACAGCGGCGGGAUGCUGGACCACCAGGCAAUCGCGAUCAGCGGCGCCAAGGAUGACGAUGAUGUGAAGUACGUGUCGGAGCUGGUCACGCGGGACAGGUUCAUCACGUUCUCCGCCGUCUUGGCCGUGGUGCAGUCCUACGUCUUGAAGAAGGUGGUGGAGGUGGCCACCUACAAAAUCAG